AUGGAUGUGACAAAUCAAACUACAGUAACAGAGUUUAUCUUUCUUGGUUUUUCUGGGGUUCCUCAACUUCGGCUCACUUUAUUUGUGAUGUUUCUUAUUGUCUACUUACUCUCUCUCACUGGAAACACACUUAUCAUUUUCAUUGUUCUAAUGGAAUCUACACUUCAGACACCCAUGUACAUUUUCUUAGGAAACUUGUCUUUUCUGGAGAUCUGGUAUACAACAGCCACAGUGCCUAAACUGCUAGCCACUUGUCUAGCACAGAUUGUGACCAUUUCUGUCACUGGUUGUAUAACUCAGUACUAUUUCUUCUUCUCCAUGGGAGCUACUGAGUGCAUCCUCCUGGCUGUGAUGGCCUAUGAUCGAUACUUGGCAAUAUGCAACCCUCUUCGCUACUCAUUACUUAUGAGCCUUCAGAUUUGCCUUAGAUUUUCAGCUGGAUCGUGGAUUGGAGGUUUUAUUGCUCCACUCUUACCGACCAUACUUAUCUCUUAUCUCAACUUCUGUGGACCUCAGAAGAUCAACCAUUUCUUCUGUGAUUCAGACCCCAUUUUCAAACUCUCAUGCUCAGAUACAUUCCUGGUGGAGGCCUUGGGAUACACAUGUAGCUCUGUAGUGAUUCUUAGUUCUUUUCUACUCACUAUGUCCUCCUAUGGACACAUUGUGCUCACAAUAAUCCGACUGUCUUCCAGGGAGGCCAGGAAGAAAACCUUUUCCACCUGUGCCUCCCACCUGACUGUUGUCACCAUCUACUAUGGUACCAUCAUCUUUGCCUAUGUUCGUCCUCCAGCCAAAUAUAACUUCACCAUCGGUAAAGUGGUGUCAGUAUUCUAUUGUGUGGUCACCCCAUUGGUAAAUCCUCUCAUCUACACACUGAGAAACAAAGAUGUGAAGAAAGCUUUCAAGAAAAUUCUAACACAGAAAACAUUGACCUGGACCAGAAAUGCCCAAGCUUUUUAG
Messenger RNA from Elephantulus edwardii (Cape elephant shrew), 960 nucleotides. RefSeq names its product olfactory receptor 5A2-like. The record is from RefSeq and is a predicted model, not a curated record. Gene Ontology annotation, cellular component: membrane. Bases 1 to 960 code for a protein of 319 amino acids. Gene Ontology annotation, molecular function: olfactory receptor activity; G protein-coupled receptor activity. Gene Ontology annotation, biological process: G protein-coupled receptor signaling pathway. NCBI's taxonomy places the organism in Eukaryota, Metazoa, Chordata, Mammalia, Macroscelidea, Macroscelididae. The transcript has a single exon.